AUGGAAGCAAUAAUGUCUGAAGUUUUUAAUGAUACCUCUACGGCUUUCUACGUAAUUUUAUUGGUUUGGAUAGCUGAUCAGUAUGAUGCUAUAUGCUGUCAUUCACCUAUAAGUAAACGUCACUGGCUAAGGUUUUUCUAUUUAUAUCAUUACGCUUUUUAUGCUUAUCACUAUCGUUAUAACGGUCAAUACAGCGGUCUUGCACUUCUUACUUCGAGCUGUUUUAUAAUGCAUUCAAUGAUAUAUUUCUUUCAUCAUUAUGAAAUGCCACUAAUAUUAUAUCAAGAACGUGUACAAAGAAUAAUCACAGGCUUGCAGCACAAUCCGGAGUAUCAAGGAGUAUUAUUUCAGUCACAGCAGCGCGCUAAUUUGGGCGCAGAACAAACUGAAGGUGGAGAAACAAUGAGUGCUCAACCAGCCCAAAUUCACUGGAAUAAUAACAAUGUACCAAGGCAAGCUUCAGAAAGGCUGAUCCUAAAUCAACCAAGUAAUGUGGAAAUAAAUUUGGGAAAUCGAGAAAAUUUAUUGGAUUCAACCGAUGAAGAGAUGUUUAGUUCAUCUAUUUCUACAUCUACAUCUGCAUCAAGUAGUGCAGAUUUUGAUGAACGUCACGAGUCUAAUUUGAAUAAUUCUGGUAUUGAUGUUAAUGAUCCUUUAUUAGCAGCUGGUGAACGAACGGCUCAGUAUAUAAUUGAUAGUAUUUUGGAUUCAUCUUUCGUGAAUAAUUUAACUCAAUAG
Dracunculus medinensis (Guinea worm) is the source of this 738-nucleotide messenger RNA. Lineage: Eukaryota; Metazoa; Nematoda; Chromadorea; Rhabditida; Dracunculidae. The record is from the annotation of a GenBank genome assembly.